AUCUUCAAACGUUCCCGUCCCCACCGGCACCAAAAGCUCUCUACCCACACAUUUCAUCCCAGCAUCACAGACGGCACUGGUUCACGUAACUCUAUAGCGCUUAAGUGCGAAUGUCUGAGUACACGUAUAAUAUCGCGGCAAGGUCGCGGGGGGACAUGCGCGCAGCGAACGAUGUCACGUCACGAUCCGGGGGGUUAUCGGAAUAUAUAUAUAUAUAUAUAUAUCCUUCUCUUUCUAUCUGCAUAGCUCCACCUCGUGCGUGAAUCUCGCGUCCGGUCCACAGCGCGCCAACUACGCCCCGAGAGACGAUCACUGCAAGCCGUCGUCAGCAGCAGCACUAGGAGCUCGUGAGUGAGAACAGAAGAGUUGUGCCACCGAAACUAUAAAAAUGCUGCCGAGAUUUCUAAGGCCGACCAUCGCCGUCGCUCAGAACGGCGCCAAGCAGCUCUCCACCAGCUCCCAGAACAAUGCUAAGGUGGCAGUUAUGGGUGCGAGCGGUGGCAUUGGCCAGCCACUGUCUCUUCUGCUCAAGGAGUCCCCACUGGUCACCGAACUCUCCCUUUACGAUAUUGUGAACACUCCUGGAGUUGCUGCCGAUCUCUCCCACAUCAACACUGCCUCCAAAGUCAAAGGAUUCACUGGACCAGACCAGCUGAGAGAUUCCCUCAAGGGCGUUCAGGUUGUAGUCAUUCCCGCUGGUGUACCACGUAAACCAGGAAUGACCCGUGAUGAUCUUUUCAACACAAACGCAUCGAUUGUUCGUGAUCUUGCCCAAGCUGUUGCUGAGGUUGCACCAAAGGCCUUUGUCGCUAUCAUUUCCAACCCCGUCAACAGCACUGUGCCAAUCGCCAGUGAAGUCAUGCAGAAGGCUGGAGUUUAUGACCCUAACAGAAUUUUUGGAGUUACCACACUUGAUAUUGUCAGAUCUAAUGCCUUUGUUGGAGAAGCCAAGGGCUUGGACCCCCAGAAGGUCAAUGUACCUGUCAUCGGAGGACACAGUGGAAUCACCAUCAUUCCCUUGAUCUCCCAAGCUACACCAUCUGUGGCUUUCCCUCCAGACCAGCUGAAGGCUCUCACUGAAAGAAUCCAGGAGGCUGGUACAGAAGUAGUCAAGGCUAAGGCUGGUACUGGCUCUGCAACUCUGUCCAUGGCAUACGCUGGAGCUCGUUUUGCCUUCUCCCUGAUUAGGGCAUUGAACGGCGAAUCAAACGUUGUUGAGUGCUCUUACGUUAGGUCUAAUGUAACUGAAGCCAAAUACUUCUCUACACCUAUUUUACUGGGUAAAAAUGGAGUUGAAAAGAACCUAGGUCUUGGAAAACUCAACGAAUUCGAAUCGAAACUUCUUGCUGCAGCCAUCCCAGAACUCAAGAAGAACAUCCAAAAGGGAGAAGACUUUGUAAAUAAGAAGAAGUAAAUUAGGUCGAAAAAAAUAUAAUGAAAAACGUAUUACACCACAACACAGAAUGAAAAAUCAAUUAGAUUGAUUUUUUAUGCAGAAUGUUGACUAUUGUCGAAAACUCGCAGCAUUUACGAUCAAUAGUACAAUCAGAAUCAUGUAACAUCUUGUAAUAUACAAUUAUAAAUUAAAAUUUCAUUAGACAAAA
Nasonia vitripennis (jewel wasp) is the source of this 1604-nucleotide messenger RNA. RefSeq names its product malate dehydrogenase, mitochondrial (gene Mdh2). Bases 389 to 1414 code for a protein of 341 amino acids. The transcript has 5 exons. Lineage: Eukaryota; Metazoa; Arthropoda; Insecta; Hymenoptera; Pteromalidae. Gene Ontology annotation, cellular component: mitochondrion; cytoplasm. Gene Ontology annotation, biological process: tricarboxylic acid cycle; malate metabolic process. The record is from RefSeq and is a predicted model, not a curated record. Gene Ontology annotation, molecular function: L-malate dehydrogenase (NAD+) activity.